Molecule: messenger RNA, 261 nt
Organism: Didymodactylos carnosus
Lineage: Eukaryota; Metazoa; Rotifera; Eurotatoria; Philodinida; Philodinidae
Source: the annotation of a GenBank genome assembly
AUGGAUGCCCCCGAUUUAACACAAUCACAAUCGAAGUUGCCGUCGGAUGAUCAUAAUUAUUAUUUAUUAGUUAGUUGGACAAACAAUGAAAUUAGGUACAUUAUUACCGUUGCCAUUCGACAUCAAUGUCGUUCAUCAUCAUCUUAUAUUCUUACACCAACUCGUCCACUUGUACAAUUAAACUGUUCAAAUUUAUUAUUUGCUCCUUAUAAUACAUUCUAUAUUAAACUGCCAGAACAUGGAGAAAACAGGAUUAUGUAA